Melospiza melodia melodia is the source of this 2111-nucleotide messenger RNA. RefSeq names its product carbonic anhydrase 13-like. The record is from RefSeq and is a predicted model, not a curated record. The coding region runs from base 1585 to 2031 and encodes 148 amino acids. The transcript is spliced from 7 exons. Lineage: Eukaryota; Metazoa; Chordata; Aves; Passeriformes; Passerellidae. Gene Ontology annotation, molecular function: carbonate dehydratase activity; zinc ion binding.
GUUAUGAUCCAGCUUCUGCUAAAAUCAUCCUUAACAACGGGCACUCCACCAGUGUGGAGUUUGAUGACACCGUCAACAAAUCAGGUUCAUUCCAACUGAAUCACUCAAAUCUCUUAUGUGAAUUUAGCUGCAGGUUUGGUUAUAUGUUUUCCCCCUUUUUAUCACCUAUACUCGGCCUUCUUAUGACAAUAAGAGCGAAUACAGAACAAGUGAAAUAGAUCCCAAGUAAUCCCUUUUCUUCUCUGAAAAGUAUUAUUGCCCAAGUCUUUUCCAGGAGUAUGUAGCUUCCCUUUUUGCAAACAAUAAUUCUUAUUUAGAAGUUCUCUGAUGUAUUAUAGUCUUUGUAAUGUUACUGCCUUCAUCUUUGAAACCUUCUCUUGGAUUUUGGGCAAGGUAGCAUGCACCUCUUCAAGCUGUAGGAGUGCAGAAUCUUCAAGCAAUAAAAUAAUUUUGUGGCUGUGUGAGGCUUAGCUGAGGAUUCAAGGCCAUAGUGCUUUCAUAAAAGCAUCAAAGCCAGAGAGACACUAAUUUUUUGAUGACCCCUUAGUCCUGAGGACUUACUAGCUCAUAGUGGCAAGAGGGAGAGACAUAGAUGAAGACAGCAUCAUGUUUUUGUUUCCUGAACAGUCUUAGGUUUAAACUUUCUGUCAACAUUGGAUGUUGCCUGAAAGCCACCAGCUGACCAUCAAUGAUCAGUCUGACCUUGUGUCAGAUGCUGCGGAACUUCCCAGAAUUAAUCUCUGCUUCGAGCCUAGUAGAUGCUGGUGAACUAAAGCACAUCUCUUAGAAAAAUACACAAUCUUGAUUUCAAAUUUUCCAGCGAUGCUGAACCUACCACAGCCUUUGGUAAGUUGUUCUAAUUGUUAAUUACCCUCACAGUUUAAAAGAAAAAAAAGUUAAUGAAUGUGAAUACACCAAGAACCUCUUCCACUCUCUUAACUCCUUUCAUGAAGUGACAGGGCCUGAGCAAUGUUUCCGUAGGCUUCUCCUGGUACCAAAGCAAUGGUAAUGCGAUCCUCCUCUCACUGCUUUCCCCAGGUCGUAUCUCCAUGGAUGUAGUUCAUAUUGUGUCAAAGCACUGACAGAUGUUGAUCAGAUAAUUAACAGAUGGAAUACCCAGUCUCCUUCACUAGACUCCAUGUCUUCUAUGCAUGGACCAGAUUCUUCAGUCCACAAACAUAAAUGGAGUAAUUCACUAUUUCCCCUAGUAUUUGUCACUGACAAACUUUAUCAGUAUUGUUUUUGUUUUCUUUCAGGUCAUUGCUCAAAAAAUACUGAAUUUUCUAGGGCCCAAAUUUGGCUUCUGGGGCACCUCUGUGAAGUAAGAACUCCUGCCAUGUGUUGGUUUCAUGAAAACAAAAUCAAAUUAAUUGGUACUAAAUACAUUAGCAUCUCCUAAUGCAUUAUUAACUGACUCCCAUACGAACCAUUUCCUCACUUUGGUCAACACUGGAACUGGGCUUUGAAGUCUGUAACUGUUUGUUGCUGACUGGGGGGCCACUCAGCGGGACCUACAGGCUGCGCCAGAUCCACUUCCACUGGGGGUCCAAUGAUGAAGCUGGCUCUGAGCACACGGUGGAUGGGAUGAAGUAUGCGGCAGAGCUUCAUGUCGUCCAUUGGAAUGCAGAGAAGUAUUCCAGUUUUGUUGAAGCAGCUUGUCAGUCAGAUGGACUAGCAGUUAUGGCUGUAUUUCUGAAGAUUGGUGAAUGCAACCCUCAGCUGAACAAGAUUACUGACCGCUUGGACACCAUCAGAAUCAAGGGGAAAAAAGCACUAUUCACAAACUUUGAUCCCAGCUGUCUGCUUCCCACAUCCCUGGACUACUGGACUUACUUUGGCUCUCUCACUGUUCCACCUCUUCUUGAGAGUGUCAUCUGGAUUGUUCUGAGAGAGCCCAUAAGUGUUUGUUCUGAACAGCUGGCCAAAUUCCGCAGCCUCCUGAGCACUGCUGAGGAUGAGGUCGCCUGCUGCUUGCUGAGAAACUUCCGGCCUCCCCAGCCCCUGAGGGGACGAGAAGUCAGAAGGAAUUGAAGGAGUAAAUCCAGAGUAGGCUCCCUCUGAAACCAAAGACCAAAUUCAUUUUAAUAGUUAAUAUACUUUGUGAUGUUUAA